Molecule: messenger RNA, 2106 nt
Organism: Homarus americanus (American lobster)
Lineage: Eukaryota; Metazoa; Arthropoda; Malacostraca; Decapoda; Nephropidae
Gene: asun
Product: integrator complex subunit 13-like
Exons: 2
Coding region: 1-2106 (701 amino acids)
Biological process (GO): regulation of mitotic cell cycle; centrosome localization
Cellular component (GO): integrator complex
Source: RefSeq, a predicted model, not a curated record
AUGUCGUUUCCAACUAGCCACAAAACAGUAUUUGUGAUGGAUCACACACUAACAGCGUCGUCUGGGGUGAAGUUAGAGAUGGACAGCUUCAGCAAAUCUCGCAGCAACAGUACUAGUGGCAGCAGUAGCACUCAGCCACUAUCACAACCUAUGAACCUCAUCCCACUGCUUCCUGUCACCAAGUCUCUUUGGACUUGUGCAGUCGAGGCCAUCACCGAAUACUGCAGGAUCGUUUGGGACAUCUUUCCAGGAACGAGGCUGAUCCGUUUUAUAGCGGUUGACAAGACAAACCACAAAGUCUCUUCAUGGUCUCUUGAGGACCAGAGCCUUAUUAACUUAAUGAACUCGUUCAUGAUGCUUGGACCAGCAAAGAGUAUAGGUGCUGGCAAACUUGAUCUUUUAAAAGGUCUUAAAGCUGCAAUAGAGGCCAUGACUGAACCAUCAGCAGUUCAGCAUGAGAAAAGAACUUCUCUUACAGAGAAUGCUACAAAAGUUCUUAAUAAAGGGAGAAUAAUAUUAGUAACUAAAAUUGACAGUGAGGAUGAAGUUAAAACAAUAAAAGAAAAAUUUCAUGAUGCUCUUUUACACAUGAACAAGACUGCUGCUGCAACAGAUAACUUAAUGGCCAUUAAUCAUUGUGACCUUGUCCUUUUAAACUUGUGGCCAGAAGGUCCAGGAUGUCCAAUACCACGUAAGUCUUGGCCAGAUGUUUCUACCAUAAUGUCAUGCGAACUCACUAAUAUCCAAGGAGGCACAGGUUUGGCACCAAAGCUUUGUAACCUUGUACUUAAACAUUAUGACCUUGCUUCUACUACUGUAACAGGUAUACCAAUGAAAGAAGAACAAAAUGCGAGUUCAUCAGCAAAUUAUGAUGUAGAACUAUUCCACCCUGCUUCCGCUCAUGCUGCUAUUCUCAAGGGAAUACCAGCAGAAACGGCCCACUUAAAGACAUAUCGUGAGGGUACAGAUUAUGAAACUGUGACAUUAAAAUGGUGUACCCCUCGCAGCAAUGCCAGUAUAGAACUCCAACAUUGUUCAUCUGCAUAUAGAAUCACAUCUGUUGAUGUGAAUAGCAGACCAUCAUCAUGCCUUACAAAUUUCUUGCUAAAUGGGCGUUGGGUUAUGCUUGAAAUGCCACGUAAGUCAGGAAGCAAGGUGAUAUCUCAUAUGUUGGCCUGUCACGGUGGAGAUAUUUAUAUCCACACAAUGUAUACUUCAAGAAGCAUACUGGAAGAUCCGCCAUCCAUCAGUGAAGGGUGUGGUGGCCGAGUUACUGACUAUAGAAUUCCCGAUUUUGGGGAACUUAUCAAAGCAAACAGAUUAGCUCCAUAUUCAGAGUCUGCAUUAGAGAGUGAGGAUAAUACCACACCACUGGAACGAAACCGAGAACAGUUAAGUAGGCAUACAAAGUAUUGGCCUAUUACACUGUCCUCUACUUCUCUCUUCACUUUAGGGCAACAGAUAGAGCCACUUACCACAUUAAUGUUGAAGGAGACUCUUACUGAAGAUGAAGUUGUUGAGUGCAAACAGGUAAUCCUUUGCCUGAUGAGCAUGGAGGCUCGAGGUGACCCAUUACCAUCUCCUAUGGCUGGCCAGCGUGGAAAAGGGAUGAAGAGAGAAGACCAAUACAGAGCUGUUUGGACUGAAUUGGAACAGUACCUACAGCUACACCUUCACUCUGAUGCUCAUGAAAAAGUACUUGAAUGUUUUAUGGAAUGUCAUAACAAGGUAGCAACCCCAGAAUAUAAAAGUGAUGAUAAAGUGGAUAUUGAUCAAGCACUGAAAGAACUUGAUGAAUACAACUACAUGACUGAAAGAGAGAAAGCUGACUUUAACCUAAGUACAAGUACUGGAACAAAACAUGUACCCACAGAUAUAACAGUUCCAGAUAGCAAACGCAGACGAUCAGCACCUCCACCUCUAGCCCCCAUGGGUCGCAGCAGUGGAGUCAGCCUCUUAACUUUAUGGGAAAACAAAGUCUCUUCAGAACAAUCUCGACGGUGUUUAGAAUUUCAAGGUAGACUUAAAGCUGAUGAUAAUGUUACUAAGUUGUAUGUGAAUCUUCAGAAAGACAAAGAUAAAGAUGAAGUACCAAGAAAAAAAUAA